Messenger RNA from Seriola aureovittata, 4166 nucleotides. Its product is annotated as coiled-coil domain-containing protein 136-like. The coding region runs from base 363 to 1754 and encodes 463 amino acids. The transcript has 10 exons. Gene Ontology annotation, cellular component: acrosomal membrane. Gene Ontology annotation, biological process: acrosome assembly; single fertilization. The record is from RefSeq and is a predicted model, not a curated record. NCBI's taxonomy places the organism in Eukaryota, Metazoa, Chordata, Actinopteri, Carangiformes, Carangidae.
CUGUGCAGUUGGAUGCUGUGCGGCUAUUUUUAGCCCUGCACUACAGAUCAGAUAUGAUCAGGCGGAAAAAGGUAGAAGGGGUCGACGUUCAUCUCCACCAAGAAAGAGUGUUUACUCCUAAAGUGAGGGAUGAAGUGGUGAACUGAGGAGGCGGAGGAGCUGAAGAGAGGUGGUCAGGUGGUAGGAGGUGGGGAGAUUAUUGUGGAAGCCCGUCUUUAUUAGGAGCUGUAGUCAAGCUGCCAGACUGACUGACGAGCGGGCACUACUGUCAGCUAUGGCAUCUGUGGACAUUUGAUGGAGGCUACACGCUGCCAGCGACAUAGUGAGCUGUGGCAUCCCCUCUUUCCUCUGUGAUUUAAGCGAUGUCAAACCUUCCAGGGAGAUUGCUUUCAGAUGACCCGUGCGAUCUGAAAGCAGAAAGCAGCCCCACUAUGGACAACGAGAUAACAGCCAAGGAGAGAGGCGUCCUGGAGGAGAACAACGAGAAGGAGGAGAUGGACCAGGAGAGAGCUCAGGAGGAGGAGGAGGAGGAGGAGGGGGAAGAGAAGAAGCUGAAGGAGGAGGAAGGCGAAGGGGAAGAGAAGAAGAGGAAGGAGCAGGAGCCGCUGACAGAGGAGCAGGAGCUGGAGGAGCUGAGGGCCCAAGUGCUGCAGAUGCUGCUGGAGCUAGAGGACGCCAGGGAGACGUCCAACAAACACCAGGAGAGCUUCCACGAGCUGCAAGGUCUGUUGGAGGAUGAGCGUCUGGCUAGUGCUCAUCAGGCUGAAGCUUUCACACGCCAGAUCCAGAAUCUACAAGCCCAGCUGCGCUCUGUGCAGGAGGAGAUGGACAGUCUGGAGGAGGAGAAGGAGAGCGAGCUGGCUGAGGCCCAGGAGGAGCUUCGUGCAGCUCAGGAGGAGGUGCUUCUUCUCCAGCAGGCGGCGGAGGAGGCGGCGGCAGAGAGGGAGAACGACAUCGCCUCACUGCAGGAGGAGCUGUGUCGCCGGCGCGCAGAGCUGCAGCGCCUCAGCGAGGAGACCCAGGAGUAUGAGCUGGAGAUCACCACACUGAGGGCCGAGAUCAGCAUGAAGAGUCAGCGCAGGGAGGCCGAGAGGAGAGAGGGUGACGUGGACCUGCUGAAGGAGGAGUGCCGUAUGCUGAAGGAGGAGUGUCAGACCCUGAAGGAGGACAACAGACGUCUCUCUGAGAGGCUGCAGCUGCUGCAGAGACAGAGGACAUGCUCCAGUGUCUAUCUGUCACUGAAAGAGGAUGAUGCAGGGGAGGACACAGAGGGGAAAGAGACGGAAACCGGCUCAGACGAAGUCAUGACAGAGAGCUACAUGACCAUGGCCCAGUCUGAGAACUGUCGCCUGGUGGACGCCUCCAUCCAGAAGAAUAUCUCAUUUGAUGGGAAGCCCAUGACACCGACCGGCUGGAAUGGAGGCGUCGGGGAGAUUUUCUCCCUGAGGGACCAGCUGAAACAGGCCGAGGAGAAGGCCUCACAGGUUCAGAGAGAGUGUGACGGUCUGAAGAUGGAGCUGCAGGAGCUGCAGGUACUGUAUGACAGUAGUCAGAGGGAAAGAGCAGAGCUGGAGGAGGAGCUGCAGCGCUGCAAGGCAGAGCUGGAGAAGCUGUCAGGGGGGGCUCAGAGAUUCAUCCAUGCGUCUGAGCACCCUGUUCUCUCCAUCCCCUUCAUAGGAAUGAUUGUAAUAGUAGCUGUGGUCUGGUGCUGGUUGUCGGAGCUGGCGUCCCAGAGAGCAAGGGGAGUGAGGUAGGUUGGAACUCCAUUUUGACUGUCACUGCAGCCACAGCAGUGCUGCUAAUGAUGACUAGCUUGUUGAGAGCUCUCGUCCGAUGUUGACUUGGAUGGGCAACAACUGCACAGGGACAGACGUCUGCUUCAGACCAGCCCUCGUUCUCUCCUGCCAUGUCUAUAGACUGAACUGGAAUUCUCUAAAUGUGAUAGAGCCGACAACUUAGUGGUAGAAAAAUGUACGGGAAAUUUAAUCUGUAAUGAGAAGGUACUACAUGCACACACAAACGGAGAGUGAUGCUCUCAGUCCCAUUUAAUUGGCGUUCGAUGAGAAGAUUGCUAUGACGAUGACCUGCAGAGAGCCCACAUGAGGAAUGAUCUCACUCCACUAAAUGUAUGCUAGUGCUGUCUUUUCUCCUCUGUGUCUGUGAAUAUAUUUUUCUCUCCUUUAGCUAAACAAUGUGAUAACAUGAAGAUUUUGAUUAUUGAUGUGCACCAAAUGGUUUUCAAUUUAUUUAACUAUUUAUUUAUUUGUUUGUUUAAAUAUUGUUCAUGGCUGUCUUUGAAAAUAACAAGGAGCCUGGAGUCCGAACAUUUAACGCACUGAAAACCCUCAAAAAACAGAGAACAGUUUGCAUUUUUGUUAAUGAGUUGUUUACUAUCAGUUACACCCCCACUGCCCACCUCCGCAAAGAUGUAUUAGAAAUCUAAAUAUAUUCAUGAAUUAACAUACUGCAUCUACUAUUCUGCCACUGUUACUCUGCCCUUCCCAACAUUAGAUAUCAAUUAUGUCCAUUGUAAACACCAUUAAUAUGCUAUUACAAGGAGAACAGGUAUGGUUAAUUAAGCACCUGUCAGUGUGUAAAGCUAAUGUUCAACCUGACAUCACCCCUGGUGGGUGGAGGUAUCACGUCUUCGCAUUCUUUCAGUGAUGUGUUUUGCUCUAAGCUCUGUCUGUCCGCCUGCCCAAGCCUUGUCUUGUGUCUGAAUCUGAAAUCAGACGACUCCCACGUCCCCCUUUUAAUUAUCAGUUAACCAAGAUGCAAGAAAGUCAGCGCAGUGUUUCUGAUUCAUCUUGCCAGCUCACGGUUCACUUUGAAAAUCUCAACACUUAGGCCUAACACCCACAGCUGCAUUAACACACUUAAAACAGGUUUUCCUGUCGUUUUGUUAUGCGCUAUAAUAAAGAUAUCUCAGCAACUGUGGGAGCAAAUUCUGGGAUAAUUGAGCUAUAUAAUUAUGUUUUCUUACAUUUCGAUGUGGAGUAAUAAACUUUUUUCAUUUUCUCCAGCAGGAUUUAAAAGGCUUGCUUUUUCCAAGUGUGUCACUAUUAAGUUUUACAGUGAUUGCAGGUUUGUUAAAGGUACACAGUGUGACUAACAGCAUCCCCUUGUUUACUGAUGACAAGCUUUAUGUGACAGACUGCAGAUCUGAUCAACACCGGUUGGCAUCUGGCCACACCCAGAUCAUGGUGAAGUGAAUGAUCAUGGUUGGUUGUUUGUGUGGGCAUUUAGUCAUUGACAUGGUUCCAACAUAUGUAAAUAAGAAGGUGUCAGAAAAUUUUAAUUUGUCUAAGCAUCAAUUACAAAAUAUAUAUGUAUAUGUGGAAGGACUCUGAUUAUUGUUUACAUUUGUGAAACUUUUUUUGUGAAAAUCUUUUAGGACAGAAAAAAGCAUGCUAUAAAACAUCUAGAAGCACAAUAUAUAAUUUAUGUUGGUUAUGCUGAUUAUGUUACUUUGUAUUUCAUGUAAAUAGAUGUGACAUAAAGUACUAUGGGAGAGAUAUUUCUUAAAUCCAUUUGUACUAGCUUUGUAGAAAGUUUCUUCUAUUUUGAAAGAGCAUCGUAUAUUUGAUAGCAAAAUUAUAUGCUAUGUAAAUGUUUAUUUAUGGUGGCGUUAUUCAGAGGACCUACUAGCAUUGCUAAUCAUUUCCAGUACCUCUAUGUUCAAGAGUGGUAUAGUCACUGCAUGCAUUUAGAUUACGUUUGACCUUAGUUGCCAGAAAGAGCAAAUAUGUCUCCUGGUUUUUUCCACUCCAUUAAAUUUCAGAAAUGUAGUGAAAUGGUUUCUAUAACGUUCGUCAUUAAACAGAACCUUGAUAAGCAAAGCCUGGUGUUUCUGCAUAUGAACAUACACUACGCAAAUAAUGUGCCAGUGGACUGCAUAUGUUGUCACUGUUGAAUUUGCAAUAGAAAUUAAAUUCCCAUUGACUGCAAUGGUACAUAUGAAUGUUGUUGGAUUCAGGACAUUAUCAUUAUUUCAUGAAUAUUAACUUUAUCAUAGCUUCAUAAGCUUCUAUAUUCCACAGUGUUGCUCAGCUUGCUGCUUUACAUAUUAAUAGCAGUGUUGUUUUCAAUAUAAUUGUGGCUAUUUUGUUACCUGGAGGUCUAUUUUGUACUGUAAAUGACUUGAAAAAAUAAAUAUAAUCACCCCA